GUUUGAUCAGCCAAGUUGACCCAUUAGAAAAUACAAACAUUCAUUCAUUGUCGUUCAUUUUGAUCAUGCCUAGAUUCCAGGCGCUCACCUUAGCUGCUCUCAGUUGUCUGCAUGCAACAACUGCAUCAGCAUACCCACGCCAAGAUGCCAGUGUGCGCACAGAAUACGAUUAUAUUAUUGUUGGUGCUGGAGCUUCAGGCCUCACUGUCGCCAACCGCCUAUCGGAGGACCCUGCUGUGACUGUCCUCGUGAUUGAAGCUGGUGACUUCGAUAAAAAUGAAGACAUCGUGACAAUCCCGGGCCUUGCUGGCGGUGCUGUUGGCACAAAGUACGACUGGAACCUUACUUAUCCCGCCACCACUUCUCUUAAUGGACGCAACGUCUCGAUUCCUUUGGGCAAAGUCGUUGGGGGCUCAACCAAACUUAACCGUAUGGUCUAUGAUCGCGGUUCCAAGGCAGACUACGAUCGCUGGGCUGAGUUAGGUAACAGCGAUUGGCAGUGGGAUACCCUGCUUCCUUAUUUCAAGAAGAACGAAAAGUUCACUGGGCCGACUGCCGAUAUCAAGAAGGAAUAUAGCAUCACCACGGACCCUUCUGCCCACGGCUCUUCGGGUUUCAUUCACUCCAGCUACUCGCCUUUCUUCUGGCCCACGACGAAGAAUCUUGUUGAGGCCUCUGGGGAGCUCGACAUCAACAUCGCCUUCGACCAAGCCAACGGUGGCGCAGUUGGAGGAUACUUCUGCCCUCACAACCUCAACCCCAAGACUCUUGUCCGCUCCUCUGCACAGGACUACUAUAGUGCUGUCUCUCAGCGCAAGAACCUCCAACUUCUUCCAGGCAACCAAGUUACUCGCAUUCUCACUAGCAAGAACGGCAGUUCCGUGAGGGCUACUGGUGUCGAGUUCGCGAAGAACAAGGAUAGCGCCAAGAAGACUGUCAAGGCGAAGAAGGAGGUCAUCCUUGCGGCUGGAGCCAUUCACACUCCUCAGAUCCUGCAGGUCUCUGGUAUUGGCGACUCGGCUCUCCUCUCCAGCAUCGACGUCCCUGUCGUUGUUGAUCUCCCCGGUGUUGGCCAGAACUUCCACGAUCAUGUUCUACUCGCCGUUGUGGGCACAAUCAAUGCUCCUAUUCAAACCGGAAACCUUACUAGCAACGCCACUUUCGCUGCUGAGGCACGCGCUGAAUACGACCAGCAGAAGAAGGGACCUUAUACUUCACCUACUGGUGACUUCCUUUUGUUCCUCCCUCUCUCCAACUACACAAGUUCCGCUUCAGACAUUCACAAGCAAGCCACCAGCCAGGACGGCUCCAAGUUCCUCCCUUCAGGUACACCCGCUGAGGUUGUUAAGGGCUACAAGAAGCAGCAAAAGGUCCUCAACGAGAAGCUCCUUGAUAGCAAGUCAGCCAUCCUGGAGAUUAUCUGGGCCGAUGGAACCUCGGUCCUUGGUCUUCAGCACCCGUAUUCUCGAGGUUCCGUUAGGGCCAAGUCUUCCAACAUCUUCGACUAUCCCAAUGCCAACCCAGAGUUCCUUAAGAACCCUCUUGAUAUCGCCAUUCUUACCGAAGGUGUCAAGUUUGUUCGCAAGCUUUCCGGCGCACCCUCAAUCAAGUCCCUGAACCCCUUCGAGAUUGUGCCAGGAACCAACGUCACAAGUGACAGUGACAUUGAACAGUUCAUCCGUAACAGUGCAUCCACUCUGUUCCAUCCCGCCGGCUCUUGCAAGCUUGGUAGCCGCAGCGACGGCGGUGUCGUUGAUGAGAAGCUCAGAGUCUACGGCAUUAAGGGCCUUCGCAUCGUCGAUGCCAGUGUCAUUCCUUUGCUUCCUGCCACGCAUACUAUGACGACUGUUUAUGCUGUCGCUGAGAAGGCUGCCGACUUGAUCAAGCGUGUCAAGAUGGACGUCUUUGCGACUUUACCGCCGGAGCUUAUCGCGCCGAUACUCAGCAAUUUACCCGACGUCAGAAGCUUAUACAGCGUUGCCAAGGCGUCGCCGCAUAUCUUUCACUUCCUGAACGGGACGUUGGGAGCCGAGGUUCUCGAUAACGUCCUCGAUGCAUCAGCUCAGAAUCUUGCGACAACGCCAUGGAUCCCGCACGUCCUGCGCCUGGUAGCCCUCAUCAGGCAUUCUUCCGCGGCAAACCCACCAGCAAGGAACCUCACCACUUUUAUCACAAAGUUCAUCAUGCCGACCUCGAUUCAGAAUGUCCAAGGAGACCGCGUUCCAGAUAUUCAAUCGAGUCCGCCAUCUUGUAUCCCACGCAUUAGUCUUGCCCAUGUAAUGCGAGGUGACAAUUCCAUUAUGCCGAGAGAAAUGCUGUUCCUCUUCCGGAAGAUCAAGUUGCUUGCAGGAGAGGCCUUUGAAUUCUUUCAUGACAGAAUCAAAGCGACCAAGCCGCAGCAUCUGACUGACAAGUGCUACCAUCUUGGCACGCUUCCUUGGAAUCGACGGCCUGAUGGCCAAUUAUGGGGACAGCCAUACAAGCUCAACACGGGCGGUGAGGCGUCCUGGUAUGAAAUGCAGAGAAUUACCCUUGGCUUUUGGUGUCUCCAGUUGUGCUAUGAGCUCAGUAAUGCUGCUUCGGAAAAGCGGCUGAACUGGUCAGACUCAGAUAUUAAGGCAAUCCGUGACAUGGGAUCCGGCGAGACGUGCCUGUCGGGGCUCAGGAAGUCAAGUCUAUGGAUCGCCCGAGAACCAUUAUGGGCUGCUUUGCUUUACGUCCGACAUUCGGAAGGUUGCUCAGAUGAAAGUUCUUGUGUCGGUGAUACUGAUGUUGUGAAUAAGGGUUUGGGUGUUUUCUUCAAUACAGGCUUCAAACCAGUGGAGGGGAACCAUUUGCAUCUCCCCCCUCCAGAGAGAAAAAGUGCAAACUUCGCAUGGCCCGACGUUAUCCUGAAGCCACCUCCGUUUCCUUGCGUUGACCCAAAUGAUGCGUUUACCUAUCACUGCCACAAAGUUCUAGUUGGAUGCAAGGGCUUGAGAUGGGCUGGGCCACUUUUAUGCCCCAGAGGCACUCCCAGAUUGAGUGAAGGUUUGCUAUUCCGGCCAUUCAGGAGUUUGGGCUUUGGUAUCUGGGAUGACGAACGAUUAGUGACGAUGGAAAUGCUUGAUGACCCCCAGAACAAGAGACCAAGGAGAUUUCAUGUCUGGUGUCAGGACCAAGUUUUCACUUGGACAAGUCUUUUGAGUAGCGAAGAGAAAGAGGAGUUGAGAGUGUACCAAGAGGCUUUGCAGUUAAGGGAGGAACAGGAAUUCGGUGAGUUGAUUGUUGGUGCGAACUAGGAUGAUAUUUCUCUUUGGACAUGACUAUCGGGACCAGCCCCUGACGCGUUACUUGACCGUAUUGAGCAUUAGUUCUUGUAUGAUAAUAUUAAUGAAAUUGAAACAGUCUUCUUUGAUCCGUGAAGAAAGAUUUCA
Fusarium oxysporum Fo47 is the source of this 3416-nucleotide messenger RNA. Its product is annotated as GMC family oxidoreductase. The record is from RefSeq and is a predicted model, not a curated record. Gene Ontology annotation, molecular function: flavin adenine dinucleotide binding; oxidoreductase activity, acting on CH-OH group of donors. Gene Ontology annotation, biological process: secondary metabolite biosynthetic process. The coding region runs from base 66 to 3281 and encodes 1071 amino acids. Lineage: Eukaryota; Fungi; Ascomycota; Sordariomycetes; Hypocreales; Nectriaceae. The transcript has 9 exons.